UGCCUCUGACGGAGCUGGGACAGAUUUAGGAGGUUUCCCAAAACAGUCAACUGAGCAAACAUGACGACCAACUUCAUUGAUUUUGCCAUUGCAGAAGAGAUACAAGCAAUUGAGUUUCCCUUCGUGCUCCACCACCUUCAACAAUUACAGCAACCUCAGAAACCUCAGCCCCUCUUGCACGGCUGGCGCUCUUCCAUUGUUUAUAGGGCGGGUCUGCUUCUGCGCAGCUCCUUUUGGAAUGUGCAGCGCAUGCGCAGACUCGCAGGGUGUAGAAUCCUGCGCUACUGGAACUCAAAGAUAAACAACAACAAACGCUAGAAGCAGAGAAAGAAAAAUACUAAAUGCAGCAGAUGAUGUUAAAACACUACUAAACAGAAUCCCGUGUGCUGCCAUGGACAGUGUGAAGAUGGAAUCUGUCCAGAUUAAAGAGGAGUUCCCUGAACUUGAACCUGUCCCCAGAGUGGAGUUCUCUGAGCUGGCUUCCCUCCCCAUUAAACAGGAGCUUUGUGAGAUGCAAUGUGACAGCAGUCAGCCAGAGGUCUCUGAGAUUAAAGCUGAGCACAAUGAAUUGGAGAUCCCCCAGACAGAAGAACCCCUUCCUGUGAAACAAGAAGAGGUGCUGGAAACUGUCCGUAUUAAACAGGAGCCCCCUGAAGUAGAGUUUGAGCACAUGGAACCAGUGAAGGAAGAAUCUGAGGACUUCAAACCAAACAUCCCUGACGUGGAGCCUGUACACCUGCGGGAGUGUAGCGUGGUGCUGGAGAGAAUCUGUGUGAGAGAGCAAGGCGCUGGAGAGGAAGGCUCUCCCAACAGCAUGCAAGGAGGUGGAAAGGAAGACGGGCGCUCCCAUUCAGAAUGCAGUCUAGCAGGUUCCAGUCCAGCAGCUAAAGCGAGGGCGGGCGGUGGAGAACAUCCUGACUGUGGGAAAGAUUUCACCCAGUUAGAGCAUUUUAAAACACACCAGCAAACUGAUGCAGAAAAGAAACCAUAUCGCUGCACUUGGUGUGAGAAGAGUUUCAGUCGGUCAGACAGCCUUGUUUUACACCAGAGAAUUCACACAGGAGAGAAACCGUAUCGCUGCUCUGACUGUGGGAAGAGUUUCAGACAGUCAAGCAACCUUGUUUCACACCAGAGAACUCACAGAGGAGAGAAACCGUAUCGCUGCUCUGACUGUGGGAAGAGUUUCAGUCAGUCAAACAACCUUGUUUCACACCAGAGAAUUCACACAGGAGAGAAACCGUAUCGCUGCUGUGACUGUGGGAAGAGUUUCAGUCAGUCAAACAACCUUGUUGUCCACCGGCGAACUCACACAAGAGAGAAACUGUAUCGCUGCUCUGACUGUGGGAAGAGUUUCAGUCAGUCAGACAGCCUUGUUUCACACCAGAGAACUCACAGAGGAGAGAAACCGUAUCGCUGCUCUGACUGUGGGAAGAGUUUCAGUCAGUCAAACAACCUUGUUUUACACCAGAGAAUUCACACAGGAGAGAAACCGUAUCGCUGCUCUGACUGUGGGAAGAGUUUCAGUCAGUCAAACAAACUUGUUGUCCACCGGCGAACUCACACAGGAGAGAAACCGUAUUUCUGCUCUGACUGUGGGAAGAGUUUUAGUCGGUCAGACAGCCUUGUUUCACACCAGCAAAUUCACAGAGGAAAGAAACCGUAUCGCUGCUCUGACUGUGGGAAGAGUUUUAGUCGGUCAGACAGCCUUGUUUCACACCAGAGAAUUCACACAGGAGAGAAACCGUAUUCCUGCUCUGACUGUGGAAAGAGUUUCAGUCAGUCAAACAACCUUGUUUUACACCAGCGAAUUCACACAGGAGAGAAACCGUAUCGCUGCUCUGACUGUGGGAAGAGUUUCAGUCAGUCAAACAACCUUGUUGUCCACCGGCGAACUCACACAGGAGAGAAACCGUAUUUCUGCUCUGACUGUGGGAAGAGUUUUAGUCGGUCAGACAGCCUUGUUUCACACCAGCAAAUUCACAGAGGAAAGAAACCGUAUCGCUGCUCUGACUGUGGGAAGAGUUUUAGUCGGUCAGACAGCCUUGUUUCACACCAGCGAAUUCACAGAGGAGAGAAACUGUAUUGCUGCUCUGAUUGUGGGAAGAGUUUCAGUCAGUCAAACAAACUUGUUGUCCACCGGCGAACUCACACAGGAGAGAAACCGUAUCGCUGCUCCGACUGUGGGAAGAGUUUCAGUCGGUCAGACAGCCUUGUUUCACACCAGCGAAUUCACACAGGAGAGAAACCGUAUCGCUGCUCUGACUGUGGGAAGAGUUUCAGGUGGUCAAGCAAACUUGUUUCACACCAGCGAAUUCACAGAGCAGAGAAACUUUAGGCCAGUUCCAGACAAUGCUCCAGAGGCGUGCCGAACUCAAUUGAAAUUAAGCACUCGAUAGAGCUGCACUUCAUUAAAUUCAAUGAACCAAUUGGCUUCAUACUCGCUCCUGUCAAACAUUUGUCUUAUUGUUAAAAAAUAAUAAUAAAUAUUAUAUGAAUAUUUAUAUAUGAAAUAUAUUAUAUAAAUAUUAUAUUAAUUAAU
Molecule: messenger RNA, 2539 nt
Organism: Acipenser ruthenus (sterlet)
Lineage: Eukaryota; Metazoa; Chordata; Actinopteri; Acipenseriformes; Acipenseridae
Product: zinc finger protein 271-like
Exons: 3
Coding region: 392-2335 (647 amino acids)
Source: RefSeq, a predicted model, not a curated record